Molecule: messenger RNA, 1322 nt
Organism: Petromyzon marinus (sea lamprey)
Lineage: Eukaryota; Metazoa; Chordata; Hyperoartia; Petromyzontiformes; Petromyzontidae
Source: RefSeq, a predicted model, not a curated record
GGCGAGGAAUCGACGAGUGAAGUUGUUAUUUUGUGUGUGAAGUUGUUGACUCGUUCGAGGCGGUGGUGACCCCUUCUCCACUCCCCCCCCCACCACCACCACUUUUGCCCGACGUCUUUGGAGUGGCCGAGGGGAUCGAUGUGGGGGUUGAGAGCUCUCGGCCACGAUGAUGGCAAAGAAGAGGAGCCCCCCCCCCCCUCCUCCUCCUCCUCUGCUCCACCACACCCAUCAGUGUCCAGGCUAUCCGGAGACGUCCACGUCUCAUCGCUCGCCCCCCACGUGAGCGUCCGUGCGUCUCUCGUCUCACGUUGGGGGUGGACGGGGGAGCAGCGAGGGGGUGACCGGGAGGGGUGGUGGUGGUGGUGGUGGACGUCUCGAGGAGUCCGUGGGCCCGUCCAGGAGUCGAACCCUCGCAAAGGAUGUUCGUCAGCCGCAGGAAGGGCGGCAGCGUCAGUGGAAAUCCGCUGCUCCUCUACCGGUUGAUCGCGGCGUGGGGCUGCUGCUGCUGCUGCUGGCUGGGGCCGACGAGGGCCCAGGCGCCGUGCGGCGGCCUGGAGGAGGACGUGGCGGGCCAGGUCUUCUCGGUGGGAUACCCCGGGCAGUACCCCAACAACGCCAGCUGCGAGUGGCUCAUCCCCGCGGGGCCCCUUGACUUGGUGUCUCUGAGGGUCACGCUCCUGCAGGUGGAGCCGCACGAGACGUGCAUCUUCGACAGGCUGCUGAUCUCGAUCCCUGCGUCGGGCGUGAGCGAGUUGCUGUGCGGGACGAACGCGUCGCGCUACGGGGAGCUGGCGGGCCAAGGCGCCGCGCGGCUCCUCUUCACCAGCGACUUCUCCCUCGUCGGCGGCGGAUUCAUCGUGCAGUACGAAGUGACCCAGCGGAACCCGCCGUGUGAGUCUGCGCCGUGCCGAUUCGGCGGCUCGUGCGAGAACAAACUCACGCGCUACGCCUGCUCCUGUCCCGCCGGCGUCACGGGAAACGACUGUGAGAUCAACAUUGACGACUGCGAGCCGAAUCCGUGCCAGAAUGGAGCACGGUGCGAGGAUGGCUUCGACUCGUUCCUGUGCGCUUGUGAGCCGGGCUUCCUGGGCCCGCUCUGCGAGACAGAUGUUGACGAGUGCUCCUCCAGCCCCUGCCACAACGGAGGCAAGUGCGUGGACGGCGUCGCCUCGUACCGCUGCGACUGCCCCCCGGGAUUCGCGGGGGGCGACUGCGAGACGGGUGGGUGCACGCGCCAGGCGCACUUUGCGGGCGCCGCUGGCAGGGGGGAGGUCACCGGCCGGAGGUCCCAGCUGGUGCCGUGGUGGGGGGUGGUUGACUGA